UUUGUUUUUGGGGGGGGAGGGGGUGUAUCUUUUUUCAUUCCUGUAACACUUCUCUUCUACAAGGAGGUACAGGUAUUAGAGAGCGGAAACACACUUUUAAAAGCAGUUUGGAGCCGGCAGCUUGCGUAUGAAAGCCGUUUAUUCUUGGGUUUAAACCCGUGGAGCGUGCCGUCGGAUGGGUUUUUCGUUCGGAAGAAUAAAUGGUGUCGAAGUCGCCUGCACGGUCCUUCCCGCGCUCGCCCGUCUGGACACAGCCGAGCCCUGGCCUGGACGGGGAGGCCGAGCUGUGCUUCUGGCCUUAAAGCCCGUUUGCUCCACGAUCCGUCUUGUUUCAAACUCUGAAAGAACCGGGUUUGAUUGGGGCUGGGAAGGGGGACGUGACUCGGGAGCGGAGUCCCAUCGGUUGGACGGGCGCUAAAUACCGCAGCGACCAAUUUAGUCUGGAAUAAAAUUGAUGUAUCUGGGAAACACCUUUAGUAGAGCCAACACAGACCGGAGCAGCAAACACCUGUAACUAAAAUGGUGCUCCGAUAUAUUUAAAAAAAAUUGGAAAUGGGACCAAAUAAGUUUAAAAAAAAAAAAAAAAAAGUUUGUUUUCUGUUCAUAAACGUGAGCUAAGUGGUGGCAUUGUAAAAUAUUCUGUCAUAAUGUCACCAUGCAUUUGUAUUUGCUUUUUGUAGAGAUAUUAAUCAUUAACACACUAUUAUUUCUGUCCCCAAACCACCCCAAGGUGUUUUGUGUAAAAUUGUACAGUGUAUAGGUAGAAAGUUAUUGGCAUCCGGCAUCAAAAUGCUUCCGUCUGUGGGGUUGAACACGUCUUUAGCACCGCACGACACAGCAGCGUAGAAAAGUUAAUCUUCCUUUUCUAUUGCAAGUGAAAUUCAUAAAGGUAGAAUGCAUUUUGCUCCUUCUUGAAACUUGAGUAAUGUGAUAUGAGCACCCAAAAAGUCCUGCCGAGUAUUAAAAGUUCUGGUCGGAAAUGACCCUUAUGUUUUGUUUGAAAGAUAACGGCAUUGUUUUAGUACCGAGUCAGUGUAAUGGGUCAUCAGCCAAAUCGCUAACUGCAGUCACUUUCUGUACCACCUACAUGGUGCUUGGAGGUCUCUCAGCCAGGUAUGUUAUUAUCUAGCAAAGAGUCAUUUUCUGCUCGAUAAGCUGAGGCCGGUUUUCAUUGCUAUUACGUCACUAACUUGAAAUAUUUAAGUUUAGCUAAUUUUAUUGUAGUCUGCAGAGAAAUUAAAUUGAGUUCUUGUUAGCUGGGUUACCUUAGGUAUCAAAACUUUCUGCCAGGAGCUGGUGUAUAUCUGCAAAGAGACACGCAUACACCCAGGUUUCUUGUGCAGGAAAAGCUGGGGAUGUUUGUUGUAAUCUUGAAUACACCAUUUCUGUUCAACUCCUGACAAAGUGUUCAAGUUUUGGUUUGAUUGGGCGUUCUCCUGAGAUCAUCUGGUCCGUGGGACAGAUUCAUCCUACAGUCUGUGCUAGCAUGGUAGGGAGUUGCAGUCUUGCUCUGUUGUGGAGCCAGCAUUACUGAAGUAGUAGGGGAGAGUCAGCUGGGGAUGUGCUAGUCUACUGCAUUUCCCAGGAAUCCUCCAGCAGGAGGGCUUCUACUGGUAUUGCCAUGACUUAAACCUGUCUUUCUUGACCCAACAGAGUCUCCGUACCAGGACUUGUCCUCCCUCUGGACCUCCAAAGGUAUUCUGUGAGGGUGGAAUUAUGCCUCCCACUGCCAGCAAAAGCAAAUGUGGACUCAAUGGGAGGCUUACAAAUCUGAUUGUAGAUGUGUGGCUAACCUCCUCUUCUCACUAAGUUUCUAUCACUUAGGUUCCAUUGAAGGGGAACUCUUGUCUCCAAUUCUUUAUGAAUGCUUUAGGCUUAUUUUACUCUAUGACCUGGCUGCCUAAAAUAGGUGUAGUAUCUUGGAGGCCAUGGACUUUGAGGAAGCAACUGUUUUUAUCCCCCAGGCAGUCUGUGCCUCUCUUCCAAGUAGCAGGAAAGAAGACUUCUCGUGAUCUUCUUGCACUAAGUGAGACAGAAUUAGAAGAACAGUUUGUAAGAGGUAGUGGCCCUGGAGGCCAAGCAACUAAUAAAACAAACAACUGUGUUGUCUUGAAGCACAUUCCAUCUGGGAUUGUAGUCAAGUGUCAUCAAACUAGAUCAGUGGAGCUGAACCGAAAGAGAGCUAGAGAGAUACUGCAAGAAAAAAUUGACCUAUUUUACAAAGGUGAAGAUAGUGAUGUUUUCAAAGAGAAGAUAGAAGCAGGGAGCAAAAAGCAAGAGAAGAAAAGAAAAGCAAAGGAAAACCUGGAAAGGAAAAAACAACUUAAAAAAAUGCAAGAACUGGAGAAUGAGGAACUGUUCCCCUGAAAACAGCAAGGACGAGCUGCCUGCCUGCAUCCAACUAUGCCAUGGACGGAGCAUCUAGCUGCAUGCAGUCGUGUUCUCUAGCCUGUUCCCAGAUUUGAGCCUCACACAUGAAGGUUAAACCUUUACCUAUCUAACCAGGUUCUUUUGUACAUUUAACAUCAGAUGGAUUAAAGGCACUCUACAUGGUUUUAAUACAAAUUGUUAAUGAAAAUAAGUUUUAUUACAUCAAGUAAUAAAUACAUACAAAGAUGCAAAUAA
Messenger RNA from Alligator mississippiensis (American alligator), 2625 nucleotides. RefSeq names its product mitochondrial translation release factor in rescue (gene MTRFR). NCBI's taxonomy places the organism in Eukaryota, Metazoa, Chordata, Crocodylia, Alligatoridae. The record is from RefSeq and is a predicted model, not a curated record. Gene Ontology annotation, cellular component: mitochondrion. The transcript has 4 exons. Gene Ontology annotation, molecular function: translation release factor activity. Gene Ontology annotation, biological process: translational termination. The coding region runs from base 1861 to 2367 and encodes 168 amino acids.